UCGACAUAUGAAUUUAGUGCAACGGUUACAACGAUCACAUGCAUUUAAUAGUAAUUUAGGGUCUUUAAUUUCGGUCCAAAUCCAAUAAUCAGCUAUCUUUUUUAACAUGUUAUCAAUUUUUAAAAAUACUUUAAACAAUUUUAUUCCUAAAAAAUUGGUUUCAUCUAAUUUAUAUUCGUUAUAUUUAUAUCGUAAUUUGUCGAAUUCUUUUCAAAAACGUUUAUUAACAUCAUCAUCCUCAUCGAAUAAUGAUAAAAAUAAUGAUGAAAAUAAAAUAGAGGAUAAAAUAGAGGAAAAGAAAGAAAUCGACGAAAUUGACAAGAAUGAAUUUAAUCAAGAGAAUAAUGAUGGAUCAAAAUAUCAACCAAGUAUUGAUGAUAUAUUAGGUCUUUUUAGUUCAAACCAACCAACAACAACAACAACAUCAUCAUCCAUUUUUAAACAAGAACAAGAAUCUUCAUCAUCAAAAGAUAAAGAAGAGAUGGAUAAUUUUUUAUUUAAUUUUUCAUCAAAUGAACCCAAAAAAUCUUUAUCACAAACUAUUUCAUCAACAACAUCAUCAUCAUCUUCAACAUCAUCUUCAAAUAAUGAGAUAGCAAAACUUUUAUCAGAUUUUUUAGUUCCAACGGAAGAAAAUUAUAUUCUUCAUAUUCAUGCAUCAUAUAAUAAUACUAUAGUAACAUUAACAAAUUCUCAUGGUAAUAUUUUAAUAACUAAAUCAGGAGGUAGUGUUGGAUUUAAAAAAUCUCAAAGAGGUGGUUAUGAAGCUGCUCAUCAAGCUGCUAUUGGUGUUAUACAAAAAAUUAAAGAAAAAAAUUUAAAUGUUAAAAAUGUUGAAAUUUGUAUAAAUGGAUUUGGUCCUGGUAGAGAUGCUGCUUUUAAGGCUAUAGCUAAUGUAGAGAAUCAAUGGAAUGUUAGACGAAUUACUGAUACUACUCCUUUACCUUUUAAUGGAUGUAGACCAAGAAAACUUAGAAGAUUAUAAUAUAAACAAAAUGAGUGUGAAUUGGUGUAAAUUGGUAUGAAUUAAAUAAAAUAAAUUAUCUUAAUUUCUUUAUUUUUUUAAAAAAAUAAAUUAAAUAAGUGGAG
Rhizophagus irregularis DAOM 181602=DAOM 197198 is the source of this 1089-nucleotide messenger RNA. RefSeq names its product mitochondrial 37S ribosomal protein uS11m. Gene Ontology annotation, molecular function: structural constituent of ribosome. The record is from RefSeq and is a predicted model, not a curated record. Gene Ontology annotation, biological process: mitochondrial translation. Gene Ontology annotation, cellular component: ribosome; mitochondrial small ribosomal subunit. NCBI's taxonomy places the organism in Eukaryota, Fungi, Glomeromycota, Glomeromycetes, Glomerales, Glomeraceae.